GGGUGAUCGACAGGAGGGCGGCCUGGAGGAUUAGCCCUCCUCUCCGUGCUCCUCGUCUACCGUCGGGACAUUUUACUGGUUAUUUUUUAUUUUUAUUAUAAAAAAAAAACGAAAUAGGUGUACUAACAGGUUUUCUUUUCUCUGCCAAUGUUUAUACCCCCAGGGUAACUUCGGUAUAAAUGCACAUGAUCUUGACCAACUAUGGAAAUAAGAAAUGGAAGGACCUUUGUUCUUUUGGUCGGGAUCUGUAUGCUUUCUGGAGAAUUGGUAAACUCCUAUCGCCAGAUUUCUCCAGUCAAUUCUCUUGAAAAGAACGCACUUCAACGAUUUAACAACCAUGAUACCUCUCACCGGAAUGUUGGUUCACUCUCUCAGUGUGGCAAUAAAGCGGUCUAUCAUGGUCACCGAAGUCGCAGAAGCACGAAAGCUUUUGUUUGGGAGAAUGACGUUGUGACUUGGGGUUUUGAGAAAUUCUCGAGAAAACUUGAGCGCAUUUUACAAUGGAAAAUUUUCCGAAAGGCUUUAAGAACAUGGUCAAGAUAUUCCAAUUUGCGCUUCAAAUAUACCCGGAAGAGACCAGACAUUAGAAUCCUUUUUGCUAGGUAUGAGCAUGGAGAUGGGGAUUACAACGCAUUUGACGGUCAAGGCCGGACCAUAGGUCAUGCUUUCCGACCAAAAAAUGGUGGCACACACUUUGAUGACGAUGAGCUGUGGUCGGUAAGUACUAACUUAAGUACAGGUGAGAUUCACCUCCCCACGGCCGCACUCCACGAAAUCGGCCACGCCAUCGGGCUAGAACACGUGAGUGAUUACUCGUCCGUAAUGUCGGCCUAUUUCACAACACCCAAAGCGAGGCCUUCAGCAUUGGAUAUCGCACAGCUACGUGACCUUUAUAGUCGCAGAAAACCAAGGCCGCCAGCAACAAAAUAUAGUAAAAAAACAAUGGUUCCAUAUUUACCACCAUCGAGGAAGGAAUUGAAUGAAGCUUUGGAUAAUUGCAAUGGAAUACGUGAUAUAAUAAUGCUACAGAAUGGUAACAAACGUAGAAUGUUGCACAUAUUUGCUGGAAACAUAACAUUCCGAGUUAGCUCCAAUGGUAGGGAGCUUGCUUUUCCAAAAUGGACUUCUAGAGUAUUUCACGGGGUUCCUGGAGAUGUUGAUGCUGCCAGUUAUUACCAGAAAACGCAAGCACAAUACUUUUUUAAAGGAGAUCAGGUUUGGAAAUUAAAAAGACGUCAAAUUGAACCCGGUUAUCCAAAAACUGUAAAACUACACACAUUGUUUGAAAAACCACGAGCAAGUGUAGUUGUCAAGACCUGGCAUUCAAGUGGUCUUUUCAUUUUUGGGAAUCGAACGUUUUGGGAGUGGAGUCCGUGGAGAGACAACACUACGGCGACUCUCCCGAGGCCGAUUUCCCGACAUUGGAGAGGUCUGCCUGAUAAUAUUGACUCAGCAGUACAAUGGAAAGACCAAUAUGUAUACUUUUUCAAAGGGUCGAAGUAUUAUAAGGUUCAUCCAAGUAGAAGAAUGGUUUUAUACGGGUAUCCGAAGUCUAUGCCUCCUCCUUGGUUAACAACAUUUUGUAACAGUAGUCAUCUAUAAAUCUAUGUAAACUAGUUUUAGUAUUUUGAAUAAAUCUUAUCACAGAAAUUAAUACACACAAUGUUAAUGCUAAAAAAAUUAUUGGAUUCUAUUUUUAUGCGAUAAACUAUCAAUUAACUCUAAAUAUUUCUCUACAUGUCACAUGUAUUUUAGUAUUAAUUGUUUGUUAUUAAUUAUAAUGUUAUCAUUUGAUGAGUUUUAUCAGCAACUACAAAAGUAUAAAUCAUUAUGAGAUUUAAUAACAUACUAGUAUAUAACAAAAUGUCUUAAAUAAAAAUACUUUGAAAAUACAUAAAAGUAGAAAC
Messenger RNA from Magallana angulata, 1907 nucleotides. RefSeq names its product matrix metalloproteinase-19-like. Gene Ontology annotation, molecular function: zinc ion binding; metalloendopeptidase activity. The record is from RefSeq and is a predicted model, not a curated record. Gene Ontology annotation, cellular component: extracellular matrix. The coding region runs from base 202 to 1602 and encodes 466 amino acids. Gene Ontology annotation, biological process: proteolysis. Lineage: Eukaryota; Metazoa; Mollusca; Bivalvia; Ostreida; Ostreidae. The transcript is spliced from 11 exons.